CUAAAAAAUGUACAAAAGUAACUUAAAAAUUACCCAAAGUUAAAGGCAUACUAAACAAAUAUAUAAUCACCAUCUCUUUUCACCACUUUCCCCACCCUAUGAUACUCCUUCCGAUCGCCUCCCACACCAUCCUCCCUUUGUCCGGCAGCUCCACCUUCCUUAUGGUAACCCUUUCCUUCUCGCGGGUCCUAUGUUUCUUGUUCUUGAUGGACUAAUAGUUUUCUCUCCCAUCUAGCCCUGUAACCUAUUCAAAUUGUAAAACCAAAACAUGCAAUGCCAAUCCGCUGAAAAUGUUGAGGUCUGCAAAAUUUGGUUUGCUAUACUGUGGAAGCUUUUGAAGUAAUUAAAAAUUUGAAAUGAAAUGUUUUUAAAAAAUUUUGAAAUCAAAUGCAUUUGAAUGGAAUAAAUAGAUUUUGUGAAUUUAAAUAAAUUAGAAAUUUACAAAAAAGAAUAUAUGGUGAAUUUGGAGGUCUAUGAAACCUUCAUACUAAAAACUCUUCUCAAAUUUACAUAGAAAUAGAUUCUCAUUUUCUUUGUUAUACACAAAAAGUAUUGAAAUGUUAACGUUUCACAAUCACGAAUCACCUCACUCCGUUUUCUUUUCCUCUCUAAUCAAAUUGAUUGAUUGGUGCCGCCCUAUUUUUUUUUUCCUUUUUCUUUGUCUAUUUGACCAUCAUAAAAUUAUAAUACUUGCAUUGGCUACCUAAACUCAAAAUAUGCAUAUAUAGACAUCUGCAUACUCCAACUAUUCCAUUGAGGAUCCAAAGAAAACACCCUCCUCUUCCCUUUCUCCCCUCCCCAUCCACCCCCACUCCAAAACACAAAAAAUAAAAAAUAAAAAAAAAUCCACCACCACCUUCCUCCUUGUUCCUCCCGCACACUUGAAGUCUCUAUUUGAACAAAAACCAAAAGAAAAUUUUUUUUUAAAAACAAACCUUUUCCUGUAACAUCUCUAGGCCUCUCUCUACAAUGAAGGUGAGAUCAUGGCUAAGGUCAACAUGCUCCUCCUCAACCUGCAUCUCCACCGCCAAAGACGCCAUCGUCCCUCCACCAACGCCAAACCAACUUGUCAUUUCUGAUUCAAGCAGCUGCUCAGUCGACGCUCAAGCAAGUAGUAGUGCAUCAUCCUUAACUUCUCAAGAUUCCACCUAUACUACUCGUAGUCAUACCAGCCUCGAAAGCAACCUCUCCAUCUUAACUCUCCCAUCCGUCCCCUCUCUCCAAAAACUCUCCCCCGAAGCCUUAAACCUCUCCAUCACAACCCUUUGCAUCACCUCCCUUAAACCCCAACAACCCGCCCACGUCAACUUCCUCGCACUAAACAAUAAUCUCCUCUACGCCGUCUCAGGCAGCCAAGUCAACGUUUUCAACACCACUAACUUCACGCUUUUCGAUUCCUUCCACGUCAAUAAUGAUUCCUCCUCAUCCGGCUCCAUCAAAUCCUUAGCCUUUUGUGACGGAAAGAUUUUCACGGCUCACCAAGAUUGCAGAAUCCGAGUUUGGAAAUUAACGUCAUCCUCGGUUGGACAACAUAAGCUCAUCGCCACGCUUCCCACGGUCGAGGAUCGGUUGAGAAACUUCAUAUUACCCAAAAACUACGUCAAAGUUCGACGUCACAGGAAGAAACUAUGGGUCGAACAUUAUGAUGCAGUAUCAAGUCUAGCCGCGGCAGAAAAUUUGUUACACUCGGUCUCGUGGGAUAAAUAUCUAAAGAUUUGGCGGGCUAAGGAUUUUCGAUGCACAGAAUCAAUCAAAGCCCAUGAUGAUGCGAUUAACGCGGUAGCAGCAUCACCAGGCGGUCUCAUUUACACGGGCUCGGCUGAUAAGCGGAUUAGAGUCUGGGGAAGAGCAUUUGGUGAGAAGAAACAUGUUUUAAUGGCUACUCUUGAGAAGCAUAAGUCAGCUGUUAAUGCAUUGGCAUUGAACUUUGAUGGCUCGGUUUUGUUUUCCGGAGCCUGUGACCGGUCGAUAUUGGUGUGGGAGAGGGAGGAGAGUGCUAAUCAUAUGGUGGUGACGGGAGCAUUGAGGGGCCAUUCGAAGGCUAUAUUGUGUUUGAUUAACGUGUGCGAUUUGUUGUUGAGCGGGUCGGCUGAUAGGACGGUGAGGAUUUGGCAUCGGGGCCAUGAUGGACGGUACUGUUGCUUGACGGUCUUGGACGGACAUGCUAAGCCGGUGAGGUCGUUGGUGGGGGUGGCGGAGGAGGAUUCUGGUGGUGCCGUUAAGGUGUUUAGUGGAAGUUUUGAUGGUGAGAUUAAGGUUUGGAAGGUUAUGAUUUCCUCAAGUAGUGUUAAGACUCCCAUCCCAUGUCCUCCUUCCAAUGUGGAUGAAGAUUGAAACACUGAAAUUCACGAUAUAGUAGUUAGC
Coffea arabica (coffee) is the source of this 2364-nucleotide messenger RNA. Its product is annotated as protein JINGUBANG-like. Gene Ontology annotation, molecular function: protein binding. Lineage: Eukaryota; Viridiplantae; Streptophyta; Magnoliopsida; Gentianales; Rubiaceae. The record is from RefSeq and is a predicted model, not a curated record.